AACAACAACAACAGCCCCGCCUACAACAACAACCACAACAACAAACCCACCACUACCAACAACAACAACAGUCCCACCUACAACAAGAACCACAACAACAAACCCGCCACAAACUCUACAACGAAUUAAUGCAACAAAUCCAAUACUGGGACCAAUUGAAAAAACUACAUCAGAUACGAUGUACCUUAGCAAUGGCACAACAACACCAGGAUCAAUUAUUUUUAGCAGUUGCUUAUGGUGCGUCAAAAUUAUUAUGUGAGCUCAACCGACAACCCCAUCACCAACCCGAAGGCAUCACAGGAGUAAACCAAUCCGACCUAUUGAAAGUUAAUAAUGAUAAUACAUUUAGCCAAUCCGACCCAUCACCUUCUCUCCAGCCAGCAGUCAAUUGUCCCAGUUCGUCUGGGGGUCAAAACACUCCCGUCCUUCCCUCUCUUAAAGGGCCAUCCGACCCAGAGUCUCUCUCCCCCAAUCUCCAGCCAGCAGUUAAUUGUCCCGGUUCGUCUGGGGGUCAAAACACUCCCGUCCUUCCCUCUCUUAAAGGGCCAUCCGACCCAGAGUCUCUCUCCCCCAAUCUCCAGCCAGCAGUUAAUUGUCCCGGUUCGUCUGGGGGUCAAAACACUCCCGUCCUUCCCUCUCUUAAAGGGCCAUCCGACCCAGAGUCUCUCUCCCCCAAUCUCCAGCCAGUAGUUAAUUGUCCCGGUUCGUCUGGUGGUCAAAACACUCCCGUCCUUCCCUCUCUUAAAGGGCCAUCCGACCCAGAAUCUCUCUCCCCCAAUCUCCAGCCAGCAGUUAAUUGUCCCGGUUCGUCUGGUGGUCAAAACACUCCCGUCCUUCCCUCUCUUAAAGGGCCAUCCGACCCAGAAUCUCUCUCCCCCAAUCUCCAGCCAGCAGUUAAUUGUCCCGGUUCGUCUGGGGGUCAAAACACUCCCGUCCUUCCCUCUCUUAAAGGGCCAUCCGACCCAGAGUCUCUCUCCCCCAAUCUCCAGCCAGUAGUUAAUUGUCCCGGUUCGUCUGGGGGUCAAAACACUCCCGUCCUUCCCUCUCUUAAAGGGCCAUCCGACCCAGAAUCUCUCUCCCCCAAUCUCCAGCCAGCAGUUAAUUGUCCCGGUUCGUCUGGGGGUCAAAACACUCCCGUCCUUCCCUCUCUUAAACGGCCAUCCGACUCAGAAUCUCUCUCCCCCUCUAAGAAGAAAAACUAAAUAUGUGAUGAUGAUGGUGACGGCGAUGAUGGUGCUGAUGAUGGUGAUUUUGCUGAUGAAGGUGAUUUUUCGGGUCAAACAACGGAGAUGGAGGUUCUAAUGGAGAUGUAAUGGUAGUAACGUUGAUGGUGAUUAUGACGCUGAGGAAGAGGAGGAGCUUCGAUUUUUUUUUCCCCAGUAACAUGGCAUUUGCGGACUUCAUAGAAGAGGUUGAUUUAAUUGAAACAGUCGAGAAACUAGUGAACUUGUAGGAUAGGGAAGAGAGUACCAAUGGGAAGGUAGUACCAAUGACGAUGAUUGCUUAUAUAGUUAUAGAAGCUGUAUUUUAUCUCUAUAAAAUAUCACACACAACACAAACACUAUACCCUGUACAAAGAUUGUCAGUAGCUGUUGAAGGAGACUGCAGUCUGCAGUAUGCUAGAUGGUGGUGAUGAUGAUGAGGAUGAAGAUGAUGAUAAUGAGGAGGAGAUAGAUAUGAUGACGACGAUGACGAUGACGAUGAUGACGACGACGACGAUGAUGAUGAUGAUGAUGAUGAUGAUGAUGAUGAUGAUGAUAACGACACAACGAUGAAUUAGGAGAUUUAAUCGUGCCUUCCACUAAGCCGGUGGUGAGGACGGGAUGGGCGAAUGUUUAUUCAUCCCACACAGCGAACUCUGCAACUGCCUUUCGAUCAGCAGUUAUACCAGUAUUAUAUAAUGUAUAUUAUAUUUU
Molecule: messenger RNA, 1916 nt
Organism: Penaeus chinensis
Lineage: Eukaryota; Metazoa; Arthropoda; Malacostraca; Decapoda; Penaeidae
Product: beta/gamma crystallin domain-containing protein 2-like
Exons: 4
Coding region: 129-1202 (357 amino acids)
Source: RefSeq, a predicted model, not a curated record